UUUAUCUCCUGUCCGACCCGAGAGACACAGAACAUCCGCCCGAUUCCCUCCAAAACACGCUGCUGGAUCUGGAUCUUACACACGGAACCGAAGAGCCAGGCGUGAGAACGCGAGAUCCCAUUCAGCGCAAACUCAGAACACCAUGGAGCUGAAGGAUGACCGGCGAUUUCACCACCUCACCCAAGAGCAAGUAGAGACUCUAGAUCAGGUUCUCACCGAGGUCAUUCCCAUUCACGGACGAGGCAACUUUCCCACGCUGGAGAUCAAACCCAAGGACAUCAUCCACGUGGUGAGGGACAGACUGGUUUCCAAGCAUAUCAAGGUGAGAGACGUCCGUCUGAACGGCUCCACGGCAAGUCACGUCCUGGUCAAAGAGAACGGCACCAGCUAUAAAGAUCUGGACAUUAUCUUCGGAGUGGAACUUCCCAAACAGGAAGAUUUCCAAAUCAUAAAGGAGGUGGUUCUUGGGUGCCUGCUAGACUUUCUGCCACAGGGGGUGAACAAGGACAAAAUCACUGCUCUAACGAUGAAAGAGGCGUACGUUCAGAAAAUGGUCAAGGUGUUCACAGAGCAUGACCGCUGGAGCCUCAUUUCACUCUGUAACAACAGCGGUAAAAACGUUGAGCUUAAAUUCGUAAGCUCUCUUCGGCGCCAGUUCGAAUUUAGCGUCGAUUCCUUCCAGAUUAUUUUGGAUUCCAUGCUGGAGUCGUAUCUUGAAGCUGAACGACGUGAGGCUGCAAAAGAGGUUCCGUCAGUGACGGUCAUUGCAGAAAGCAUGUAUGGAGAUUUUGAGCAAGCUAUGGACCACCUGCGAUAUCGCCUGAUUGCGACUCGCAAUCCUGAAGAAAUCCGCGGCGGCGGUUUGCUCAAGUACAGCAACCUGCUGGUUCGAGACUUCAAACCAGCCAGUGAGACAGAAAUCAAAACUCUCGAGCGUUACAUGUGCUCACGAUUCUUCAUUGACUUUCCAGACGUGAAUGAACAGCAGAGGAAGAUCGAGUCCUACCUGCGAAAUCACUUUAUAGGAGAGGAAAAGAGCAAGUAUGAUUACUUAAUGACACUUCGACGGGUGGUCAACGAGAGCACGGUGUGCCUAAUGGGCCAUGAGCGCAGACAGACACUCAACAUGAUUACCAUCCUGGCUCUGAAGGUUCUCGGCGAGCAGAACAUCAUUCCCAACACCAACAAUGUCACAUGCUACUACCAGCCUGCACCAUACAUGGCUGACCACAACUUCAGCAACUACUACAUCGCUAAUGGACAAUCGCCACUUAUAUACCACCCCUAUCCUCUACACAUACACAUGCAGACUGGACUGGUUUAGCACCAAACUGUGGUGUAAAGAUACAUAAGAACCUGCCACUUGGCUGAAGCAGAACUAAAAAUGGCCACCACAAAUAAAAAUAAUCCUCAGCAUGAGAGAAAAUCCCAGCGCUUAAUCAAAUAAAAUCUGAGUAUGAGUGCUUUCAAAUAAAACAAAUACAUGGCCAUAAAACAAGAACUGGCCUAGGUUUGACAACCAAAGGA
Molecule: messenger RNA, 1527 nt
Organism: Trichomycterus rosablanca
Lineage: Eukaryota; Metazoa; Chordata; Actinopteri; Siluriformes; Trichomycteridae
Gene: tent5d
Product: terminal nucleotidyltransferase 5C
Exons: 3
Coding region: 143-1324 (393 amino acids)
Biological process (GO): mRNA stabilization
Molecular function (GO): poly(A) RNA polymerase activity; RNA binding
Source: RefSeq, a predicted model, not a curated record